AAGGACUAGACUGACUGAAAAUAUGUAUAAAUAUUAUACAUAUUGAUGAAUGGUGUUUUAUUAAUAUCUUUAAGAACAUUUUUAUAAUCUAUAGCAAAAUGAGAUUUUGGGACUGGACAGCAAUUUUAUAUUUCUGCUGUAUAAACACAUUCUAAUUUUUCAUAAAUCCUUGUGUUUAGCAAUAAUUCAUCUUAAACAUGACAUUGCUGAAGCCUGACAAGUCCUAUUUAAAAAAGGAAAGAGAAUGAAAAAUUCUGUUCUUUCUCAAUGCCAACUGAAAAGUGCCCCUUAGUAUGAAAUGCAGGUGGUAGAAGGGUCUCUAAAGACAAGGUGUUAACACACUUGCAGAUGUUUCCUGAAACGUUGACAUUAUGGUGCAGUAUCUCAUGACCACUGGUUUAUAUAAGGAGAUUGCAGCCUGUAAUCUGUAUGUACUAUUGAGGCCCAGCGGGUCAUUUCUGCUCGCUUUGAUUUCAGAGUACUGCUUUAAACGCUUAUAAUCCCAGGAUUUUUCUGCCAUUAAGUGAUGGCUUUUUGAAGGGGAGUGCUGAUGAUAGUGGAUGUGUGCACAUACAAACAUUCAUAUUCUCUAGGAGAGAAGCAGUAGAGACAAGUCAUGGUUGAUGAACUUUUAUUAGUUUUCUGUGCACGAGAACCUUUACCGAACAUGCUCGACAGGUAAGCAGUUUGCAGCCAUUGCUUUUUUAUUUUAUUUUAUUUGGUCAAAUAAAAUGUUCUGUCCUCUCUUGCUGAAAAUCAGUUCAACAACAAGAUCUCCUAAUUGUUUAGUUUUAGAGGAUAUGCUUGAGUUAAUUUAUCUUAAAAAAUCCACAGUUGAGCGGAACCAGUGAUGCGUUUCAUCCUAACUGCUGUGUACUUCCUCCUUGUCCUUCCCCGUCAUGCCCUGGCACUAUGGGCCUGCACGCGCUCUUGUCCUCCCAGUUGCACGUGUACUCACGAGAAGAGUUGCAGCGUCCUGUGUGACCACGUCAACAUGAUGGACCUGCCUAAAGAGUUCCCCUGCGAGGCGUCCUCCAUCAACCUGGACAAGAACAGCAUCAAGUUUCUAUCCGAGCGGGCCUUUGGCACCCUGCCUUCGCUCAAGACACUGUCGCUGAACCACAACAACAUCUCCUUCAUCACACCGGGAGCGUUUAAAGGGCUGCCCAAUUUGCAGGAACUCAAGUUGUCCCACAACGAGCACAUCCGCUACCUGCACACUCGCUCCUUCACGGCACUCAAGCGCUUGGUGCGUCUGGACCUCUCCGACUGUAACCUGUUCAAUAUGCCAGACCGCAUCUUCCUGGAGCAAAUCUCCCUGAAGGAACUGCUGUGUUUCCAAAACAACUUUCGACAUGUUCCCGGGUCCAUAAGGGGGAUGGAAAACCUCACACAUGUUUACUUGGAGCGCAACAAGAUUGAAGCGGUGGCCUACAGCACUUUGUUGGGCCUAACCAACCUCAAGUACCUCAACUUACAGGAGAAUCGCAUAAACGUGAUACACGAUGAGGCCUUCAAAGAUCUAGUGCGUCUGGAGAACUUCUACCUGAACGAUAACCUGUUGGUCGACCUACCCCAGCAUGCUUUCAAGGGUCUAAGCAACUUAAAAAUGCUGAAUCUGGGUGGGAACUUGUUGAGCAAUGUGUCUAAAACAUGGUUCAGUGACCUGGUGGAGCUGGAGGUGCUGUACCUGGAUCGGAACCGGCUGUCCUACAUCGAGGAGGGCGCCUUUGAGAACUUGACGAGCCUCAUCACGCUGCACCUCAACAGCAACAAUCUGACAUCUCUGUCCUUCCCCGUCUUCCAGCCCAUCUAUUUCAUCGGCCGCCUGUAUCUCUUUCGAAACCCCUGGGAGUGUACCUGCGACCUGGAGUGGUUGAGGGAGUGGAUGGAGAGUUAUAAGUUGGUGAGGGACAUUCCAUGUGCAUCUCCAUCCUCCGUGGCUGGCUUGGACCUGAGUGAAGUUGUCUACGCUCACCUGAACGGCACCUGUCUGGAUCCCCCGGAGCUCAACCUGACCACAUCUCCUCCUGAGUAUUCCACCGUGGAGAACAAGUUCAAUAGCCUCAUCUCCAGACUUCUACAACAGGAACUGAGGGACGAGAUGGUCAACGUCACGGAUGGUCUGAGGAACGGCACCCAGCAGGACCUCGCUGAGAGUCAGGUUUCUUCUGGACGUGGACUGUUCGGAGCUCUGCAGACUGUGUCUCUUCUUGUGAUUCUUUUUCUACUCCAGAUUUACGGCAUUAAUGCCUCUUGAGAGUCUGGUGAAUACCAAAAGGGAUUGAAGUGCAUCCAAGAGUGGAAGUAAUUUUCCAGUAUGGGAAAUGUUUGGAUUUAAGGCCGUGAUGAAAUGUUUGAUCUAUCUUGCCAUGAGCGGUGGGUUUUCUCAUGUUGAAUAUGGAAUUCUGGCAGAUAUAAUGGAGUUGGAGAUGACCAUCUCUUUAAAUUAAUGGAAACUGGUCUUGAAGGGAAAGGAGCAUGUUUUAAGCAAAUAAGACUGUAAAGUGUAACUGAGGGCCAUUUUCUGAGAACUGCAACUAGUGGCACGAAUGUUUUUAUAGCAUUAUUUUUUAUCUAGAUUUGAUUUAAAACAUCUUAACGUAUCUAUAGUGCAAAUACAUUUGUUCGUGUUCUGUUUCAUAAGUUUGUAACAUUUGUUGUUUAGGAGGUUUAUCUGAUAAAGUGUCUCGCUAUCAUUUCACCAGAAGGCAUAACACGCUGUCCUCUUUGUUUGGAUCAUUGAAUCGGCUAAGUUUCCAGUUCUGGAAAAUGCAUUAGUCCUUCUAUUCUCUAAAGCUUAAGUGCACUCGGUAACAUAAGCUUCUUCAUAUUGUAACCAAAUGGGAUUGGCUUUAUCAUGGUGUUUCUCUGUUAUGAUCAUAAAUCUUCACUAUACAGAGCACAACGUGCACAGAAUGAUUUAGUCAUAUCGUGACAUGAGCUUCUGAGCUACUAAAUAUAAAGUAUUUGUGGAAGAGACCUAAUUGUUGUGCUUUAAUACUGAUUUUUGUUCACUUGUGAUUGAGAUACUUUGAAUAAAAAAAAAAAUCAUUGCAUAAAUAGUAAAAUGACUCGGGUGCAAAGUUUUGAAAGUGUACUGAUGAAGGUUAAACGUUGCAGUGCAAGUCUGGUAGCAUUAUGGCCUUUCACAUUGAGCAUGGUGCUUAAAAUGAAAUCUAAAUUUCAGGUUAACCUUGUCCUAGUCUCAGAAAAUGCAUUCAUAAAGUUUAGCUCCUGUAUUUUAUGCAACGUGAAAGGUUUGAGAUGUUCUCAUGGUACUGCAGCAGUUAAUAAUGCAGCCUUGUGUUUGUGUGUGUGUGUGUGUGUGUGUGUGUGUGUGUGUGUAUAUAUAUAUAUAUAUUCCCCCAGAUUGUGUAAUUUUAUGUUAGUGGUGAGACUACAGUUGACUAUUUAGUCGCCAAAAAAAAAAAAUAUUUUUUUUUCAUAUUGUUUAUAACAUGAAGUUCGCCAUUUCUGCCUGAUUUUAGGGAAAACAAUUUAGCCAUUAAAGGUCCCUUUCUUCGUGAUCCCAUGUUUUAACUUUAGUUAGUGUGUAAUGUUGUUGUUAGAGUAUAAAUAAUAUCUGUAAAGUUCUAAAGCUCAAAAUUCAAUGCCAAGCAGAAUUUGCCCACAAAAAACGACCCGUUUGGACUACAACCCUCUAGUUCCUGUAGUAAUGAGGUCACUAAAACAGUUUUUUGACUAACCACCGCCCACGUGA
Carassius auratus (goldfish) is the source of this 3724-nucleotide messenger RNA. RefSeq names its product nyctalopin-like. Bases 851 to 2260 code for a protein of 469 amino acids. The transcript is spliced from 2 exons. The record is from RefSeq and is a predicted model, not a curated record. NCBI's taxonomy places the organism in Eukaryota, Metazoa, Chordata, Actinopteri, Cypriniformes, Cyprinidae. Gene Ontology annotation, cellular component: plasma membrane. Gene Ontology annotation, molecular function: protein binding.